CAUCGUCAUGGUGCUCACUCUUGAUACAGUUGUCAUGGAGAUGGAGGAGCGCUCAGCAUCCACCGGUGGCAGUGUUACCAUGGAGAUCUUCACCACAGCAGAAGCCUCGGAAUUGAGUGAGUCUGCUCAACGUGCCAGCAGAUCUGCCCCCCAGGACAGAAACCACCGGAUCCUGAUCGUGAUCGGAGAGAUUUACAGCGAGGAUCACCUGGAAAAAUCCAGGAGAGAGAUUGCACUUGCUCUGCGGUCCUGGAGCGUUGGUGUUCUGGACUUGAACAAGGAGCUGCAGCUCUUCAAGAGCAGACACACCGCCCAGUUCUCGUCACAGGUCAGAGGUCAGUCUGAGCUCCUGCAUGUGUGGACAUGGUUAACACAGUCCUGACCGCUGAAACAUAACGAACUGAAGACGUUUUAAAAGCUGAAGCUGAACACCACUAAAAUAUUAGAAGAAAAAAAUGGCAAAUUAACUUAUUUGAAGUGUAGAAAUUGCUGCAAAAGUCCCAAUGAAUGUCAAAGAAGCUGAAAUAUUCAACCAGAAUGGCACAAAAAUGAGUAAACUACAGCCCAAAGAUGUAAACAAUGUAAAAAAUGCUACAAACCACAAAGUUGCUGAGGUGAAAACUUAUUUUUCAACCUUUUUUUUUAAAUGUGAUUAAAUAUAAAACGAAGGAGUUGCUUCAAAGCUAAAGUUAAAAAUGAUCUAAAGCUGAAAAAAAUUGCUGAAGUUCUACAUCUUUAAAAUGAUAAUGCAUUUUCUUUUCAUUUUCAAUAAGAACAAAACAGCUUUAUGCUUUAAAAUACAUGAAAGUAAAAAGAAAAAUGACGACGUAGGCAUCUAUGAAGGUGUUUUUCACUGCAAAACUACACUAUUAAGAUCACGACAAAUAGAAGAGCAAAUAAAACACAUUUGUAUAAAAAAGAUAUUACAUUUUAUGAAAAUCUAAACAAAAUUCCACAAGCUAAAACAAAAUAAAAAAAGCAAAACACAAUUCCCAAAAAGUGAAUCAAAAUAAAAAGGAAACAUUUUAGAAAACUGAAGUAAUUUCCAGAAAUCAAAGUGAAAUGUUUAAAAAUGAAACAAAACAUCAAACUGAUAAAGGUUUAUGGGACAUCUCUGAUUGGAGGAAGUUUGUUUACCUUUAUAACAGGAAGUGAUUUGGUUAUCUUCUGUCAGAAGACUCUUCUAUAAUCUUCUGUCCAGUGUCCACAGCUGCUGAUAAAGCUCAGUGAUUGUUCCAUCAACUGUUUAUCAGAACAUCCUUCUGCUUUCCUCUUCUUCACGACUCAAACAUAAUCAUCCAAUCAGUGAUGGCCUAUCACUGUAUAUAUAUAAUACCUAUUCUGGUUUCUUCUUCUCUGGUCUUUAACGUUCUGGAACUUACUUUUGUUUUCUGAAAUAUUAUUUUUACAUUU
Molecule: messenger RNA, 1413 nt
Organism: Oryzias melastigma (Indian medaka)
Lineage: Eukaryota; Metazoa; Chordata; Actinopteri; Beloniformes; Adrianichthyidae
Product: electromotor neuron-associated protein 1-like
Exons: 2
Coding region: 8-382 (124 amino acids)
Biological process (GO): microtubule cytoskeleton organization; dendrite development; regulation of microtubule depolymerization
Cellular component (GO): microtubule; dendrite; microtubule associated complex
Molecular function (GO): microtubule binding; actin binding
Source: RefSeq, a predicted model, not a curated record